This is a messenger RNA of Gordionus sp. m RMFG-2023, 1423 nucleotides long. Its product is annotated as translation initiation factor eIF2B subunit beta-like. NCBI's taxonomy places the organism in Eukaryota, Metazoa, Nematomorpha, Gordioida, Chordodea, Parachordodidae. Gene Ontology annotation, molecular function: translation initiation factor activity; guanyl-nucleotide exchange factor activity. Gene Ontology annotation, biological process: translational initiation. Gene Ontology annotation, cellular component: eukaryotic translation initiation factor 2B complex. The record is from RefSeq and is a predicted model, not a curated record. The coding region runs from base 90 to 1295 and encodes 401 amino acids. The transcript has 7 exons.
CAUAAUCUAUUUGUCACGGAUCUAUCUCUGUCAAAGGUGACAGUUUGCCAAUGGAUUUAGGAUGUAUCUAAUAUAUUAGAUAUAAAAUUAUGGAAGAUUUAAAGACUCAACUUAAUUUUGAUUUUAGUAAUCCAAAAUCUAGUUUAGAAAAAGCAGGUCUUACUUUAGCUUGGAUACAAAAAGUCGUUUUAAAAGCAAAAAACUAUAAUGUUAAAUUCUUAAUUGAGUUAAUAAAAAAACAAAAAAUAAAUGCCAUAUCCUUAAAUAGUUGGGAUGAUCCUAUUUGUAGUAAUAUAUUAAAUAGGGUUAAAAAAAUCUUAAGAGAUGAAUCUACCAAUAGGAAUGAUUUAUUAGCUGUAGACAUGCUGCAUGGUCUUCUAUUAAAUUCAUCUGAUAACAUGCUUUCAGAUUAUAAUUCAGAAACAGAAGAAAUUUAUAAAGAAAAAAUAUUUGAAGCCUUGAAUGAAUUGCAAAUUGAAUUGGAAAAUUGUCAGGAAAAUAUUAGUAUUCAGGCUCUUGAACAUAUUCAUUCAGAUGAGACUAUCAUGACCUUAGGUAGAUCUGAGACUGUUGAAAAUUUUCUACAGCAAGCUGCAAAGACUCGUAAAUUUCAUGUCAUUAUAGCAGAAGGGGACCCCUCAUUAUCAGGUCAUUUACUAGCCAAAAAUCUAUCUUCAUCUUUAGAUCAGAAUCAACUGAAUGCUAACAAAAAUGUUGGUACUGGAUUUCUGACAUCUUUAUCAUUUUCAACAGCUCCUACUCAAACUUCUUCAUCAUUUCCUAGCAACUCAGGUUUAAAAGUCAGUGUAAUUCCCGAUUCUGCUAUAUUUGCUGUAAUGUCACGAGUGAAUAAAGUAAUUGUAGGUGCCAAUCUUACUUUAGCUAAUGGCGGCGUACAAUCUUUAUCUGGAACUUUUAAUAUGGCAGCUUCUGCUAAGCAUUACUCCGUACCUUUCAUAGUUUGUGCAGGGAUGUUUAAACUAACUCCAACGUAUUUGCCACCUCGCAAUAAUAAUUUAACUCCAUCUUGUGAUUAUUUUGACAUAUGUAAUGAUCACAUGUCAUCUUAUGAAAAUGAAGGAAUCAAAAAUCAAAUCAAAUGUCAUGAUAUUUAUAAUAGCGAAGGUGUCGAAUUUGUGACAACUCAAUUUGAUUUGGUACCUCCAGAGUUAAUUACCGUUUUUAUAUCCAAUACACAGUCUAAAGAACAUCUCAGGGGAAGUAAAACAAGGAAAGUUUUUAAAGAAUUAUUGAAAGGGGAAGUUACGCACCAUCGUAUGUCUACCAGCUUAUGAGAGAAUUGUACAAUAAAGAAGAUUUAACCAAAGCUUAAUUUUAUGUAUGAUAUCACAUUUAUUUAUACAAAAUAUAAUUAAUAAAUUGAAAUAUGUUAUAAUGGUGUAUUUUUAGUAUAACUAAGCAA